Lytechinus variegatus (green sea urchin) is the source of this 1309-nucleotide messenger RNA. RefSeq names its product NADH dehydrogenase (ubiquinone) complex I, assembly factor 6-like (gene ndufaf6). The record is from RefSeq and is a predicted model, not a curated record. The transcript has 7 exons. Gene Ontology annotation, cellular component: mitochondrion. Gene Ontology annotation, biological process: mitochondrial respiratory chain complex I assembly; biosynthetic process. NCBI's taxonomy places the organism in Eukaryota, Metazoa, Echinodermata, Echinoidea, Temnopleuroida, Toxopneustidae. Bases 72 to 977 code for a protein of 301 amino acids.
UACAAAAGAUGGCAGCCUCCAGCUGAUUCUCCUGGCUGCUGUGAGAACUAAUUACCAGUGAUUAUUAAAGAAUGUUGUGCUUUCGUAGGCAGAUUCGCAGUUAUAUCGGCACAUGUCGUCGAUAUUGUUCAAGAAAUGUUAGAGAUGGCCAAUAUUGUUUGGACCUUGUGAGGAAACAAGAUUAUGAAGGAUUCCUUGUAUCCCUCCUCAUGCCGGAAGAAUCACGCUCUGCUGCAAUCACUCUUCGAGCUUUUAAUGCCGAGUUAGCUUCAGUCAGGGAUUCCGUCUCCAAUGUUCACAUUGGAAAACUAAGACUCCAAUUUUGGAAAGAUGGUCUGGAAAACAUCUAUGCAGGAAAACCUGCACAUCAACCUAUUGCCUUGGAGCUCUUCAAAGCAGUCAAUAGACACAAGCUAUCAAAGAGAUGGUUAUCACGCAUGAUUGAGGAAAGAGAAAAGACGUUGGAGGAUAAACCUUUUCCAAGUGUUGCUGAUGUGGAAAGCUAUGCAGAGAAUACCUCUUCAUCAUUGCUCUACCUCACACUACAAUCAUUAGGCAUUCACGAUGUUCACGCAGACCAUGCAGCAAGUCAUAUAGGGAAAUCGCAAGGCAUUGUAAACCUACUCAGGGGGAUUCCCCUACUAGCUCAGAGAAGGGAUGUGCUCAUCCCAAUGGAACUUACUAUCAGGUAUAACUUAUCGCAAGAGGAUGUAAUCCGUGGGAACAGGAGUCAGGAUAUGAAAGAUUUGACCUAUGACCUUGCCAGUCUUGCAAAUUCACACCUUAAACAUGCUCGUAAGCUGAAGAAAGAUGUCAUACCGGGUGCUUUCCCAGCAUUCCUUGCCACUGCUCCCAUUGAUUCUUACCUAAAGAGAAUUCAGCAAGCAGACUUUGACGUCUUUCAUCCGUCCCUGUCAAAGAGGUAUCCUCUCCUUCCGGUUAAAAUAUGGCUGCAGAACUACAGGAGGACUUUCUGAAUUUACUAUCAUACAGAAUGACUCUAUAUCAUGAUCUUAAAAAUGUAUGAUUUGGGAUCUUUUGGACAAGGGAAAUUGUGCUACGAUGAAAAUAACUCUGAAAUCUCGAAGAUCAUUAAAAUGGCCAUGGAAUCCCACCUAUGUCUUCAAUCAGAUAUUACAGGAGGCUACAAGGAAAGUAAACUCCACUAAUAAGAGGAGAAAAUGGUCGGCCUGAUUGAUCAAGUCUUAUCAAGUGACCGUUCCAAGUUGUAAGAUUCUUUGUACUGUUAUAUAUGUUGAAAGUACUGCAAUCUAAUCUUUGACUCUGUAGGCCCAAAUUCACAAAAGUG